AUGCAUUCCAUUACGAGGAGGAAGAAGUGCUAUGUGAUUGUGGGUUGCGAGCAGCUAGAAGAAUUUCCAGAACCUCUAGCAACCCUAAUCGCAAGUUUUUUGGAUGCCCACAGUUCAGUCACGUAG
Linum tenue is the source of this 126-nucleotide messenger RNA. The record is from the annotation of a GenBank genome assembly. Lineage: Eukaryota; Viridiplantae; Streptophyta; Magnoliopsida; Malpighiales; Linaceae.